AUGGCCCACAGGUUUGGCUCAAGUCGUUUAGAGAGGCGAAACAGUAUCGCGGACGACUCGGACCCAUGCGCGGGAGACGGCAACGGGCAGGGGCGCUACGGCCAGGGGGAAGUCGGCUGGUGCGGCUCGCUCUUUUCGCGCGCACCCAAGCGCGGCGGACCCGCGGGCCGCUUGCGCGGGUUCACAUGGGACCCGUGGCGGAAUGAUUCGGGGAGCGGCGGUGGCGGCGGCGGCGGCGGCGGAAGUGGCUGGGGAUGGGGAAGCGGAGGCGAUGGCAGCAUGUCACCGCGCUCUCCGCGCACUCCCCGCACUCCGCGCUCCCCGCGAGCGCCGAUAACGCCUCGCCGACGCCGGCACGAUGGCAGUUAUCGACCCGGCACGCCGUCCCACCGUCCUGGCUCUCCUUAUAAGAACGCACCGCCUUAUUUCCUUGGCGGGCAGCCCCUCGCCUCCGUGGCCGCUUCUGGGUCGUACGAUCCUGCUAACGGGGGAUCGCUUCCCGACGGAAACAGCGGCGAGUUUUGGGGAGGCGGUCCGGCGCUGAGCGCGUCCCGGCGAGCGGGGCGGCAGCAGGGAGGCGGCAGAGACGGCGGCAAGGGCGGGGCAGGGGGUUUCCUGGUGAUGAGCGAUUGGCUGACGUGUUCGUUACAGUCCCUGCUACAAUCGCGUAUGGAGCAGCUGCAUGCGUCGGAACAGGUGAGCCGGCGGCAGCUGAUGGCGGAAACUGCGGAGAUGGUUCUCAAUGUGCUCGACGCGCGUUCCUCAGACGAUGCGCUCGCGCAUCGCUCCGAAGUCUCCGCGCUGCGCCGCCUCCAACGGGAGUCGUUCAGCGACCUAUUGCACCUUCGCGACAGGCUCACGCGGCUCGAGCUCCUCGCGGACGAGUUCUCCCUCGGCCAGCACCGCGUCGCGCCCGCCGCGUUCCUCGCCGCGAACUCCGGCCGCACCGAGGUCUCGGGCCGCAUCACCGUCGGGUCCGCGCUCGUCCCAACAGGCGGCCUCCGCUCGCACCGCUCCCGAGCCGCGAUGGAAGCGGCGGGGCUGCGCUCCGGCGUGCAGAUGGCUUUAAAUCUCGCGUCCCUCUGCCGGUCGUCGGACCGCCUUAGUACCGUUCUAGGAGUCGGGCCGCCGGACCCGCUAGGCCCGGCAUUAGCGCUAGGCGGCCCGGUAGUGCUGCAGAAGGCGGUGUAUAGGGCGCAGGUGGCGGAAGGGUUGGCGGUGACCGCCGCGCCGAUGGGCGCAAGCGGAGCGGACCUGGUGGGCGAAGGCUCCGCGGGAGCGGGAGUGCGCGGAAAUAGCGCAUCGAAUCAGCCACGUGGCCUCACCACGUUCAGCAGCGGCACGAUUCCGCUCCUCCAAUCCAUCCGCGGGUCCGCCCUCGCGGUAACCGUCGACACGCCCGUCCCCGCGCUUUCCCCCUUCCUGCCCGCGGUCUCCCGCGCUCUAUCCGCCAUUCCGCGCGCGCUUCCUCCAUCCAUCGCCCGCGCCCUGGGCCUCCGCUCCUCGCGCCACUCCCCGUACACUCCCCUCCGCCCCUCCUCCCGCUCCGCUUCCGCGGAUCCGCCCGCGCUGUCGUUUACUGCGGGGAAGCUAGUCGCGGGGUGGGGGGUUCCGCUGGAAGAUCCUUCCGCGCUCGCCGCCGCCGCGGCGGAUACUGCGCUCUGCACCUCCGCCAUGGGGCAUCUUGCGCUCCGCUUUUCCCCCACCCUGCGCGUUUCCGCCGCCGCCGCGUCGCACUCGUGGCCCUCGCCGCCCGCGCCGUCCUUCCCCGGACUGCACUGGUCAGAAAUGGGGCCCCUGGUGCUUCCGCGGCUGGGGGGAAUCUUCCGCAGCCCGCACCCGCGCGGCGGGGGCGCGAGGGGGGGAAUGCAGGUGGUGGCGGAAGCGGGGUCGACUACAGAAGGGGGAGCGAUGGGCGGAAGAUUCGGGGGAAGCGGUGUGGGCGCGGAGUCCCCGCGGAGUUGCGCCAGUGGGGGAGUGGAUAGAAUAGUAGUGGAAAGUAUGAGGGGCGGCGGAGGGGGCGGAAGCGGAGGCGGGGGCGCGGGAAGGGGAAGCGGAGGUAUGGGUGGUAUAGGGGGAAGCGGGAACGUGCUGGAGGGCGCGGGUGACAGUAUUGAUGCCACGAGCGCGUGGCUGAUGGAUAUGGGUGACUAUAACGAGAGCAGACCAGAGUCCUUUGGCGUGGCGCUGGCUUUUGAAAAGGAGCUUCAAGGGGGAACAACUGUUUCCGCGUGGGCGCAGCGGUCCAGGUGGGCGGGGGAGUACGGGGGCGGAGUGGCGGCAGGGGGAGGCGGAAGGGGGGGAGAGGAGGCGGAAGAGGGGCUUCUGGGGAGAUUGGGCGCGGAUUGGCAGUGGGCGGUGGCGGUGACGGGAAGAGCAGCAGGGGAAGGGGAGGAAGGGGAGAGAGUGGGGAGUGGCGGAGGGAAAAGGGCGAGUGGAAAGGGAGGGGGAGGGGAAGGAGGGGUGAGAGCGGCGAGGGUAGUUGGGUACAGGGUGAGUGUUGGGCAGGGGGUACCAGAGGGUGGUUUACCCCCGGAUUUGGUGGAGAGCAGUGAGGUGUCGAUAGGGGGAGUGGGGAAGGGGGGCGGGGCGCGGAGGCUGUGGCAGGGGGAGGGGAGUGUGGUGGUGGAUUGCGGGGGGGGAGUGGUGCUGGAGCCGGGGACUGCGUUUGGUGGUGGUGGGAGUGGUGGUGGGAGUGGUGGGAGUGGUGGUGGGAGUGGUGGGAGUGGUGGUGGGAGUGGUGGUGGGAGUGGUGGGAGUGGUGGUGGACUAUGGUGGUGGGAACUGGUGAUUGCCUGA
Molecule: messenger RNA, 2799 nt
Organism: Closterium sp. Naga37s-1
Lineage: Eukaryota; Viridiplantae; Streptophyta; Zygnematophyceae; Desmidiales; Closteriaceae
Source: the annotation of a GenBank genome assembly